Messenger RNA from Myripristis murdjan (pinecone soldierfish), 7076 nucleotides. RefSeq names its product DIRAS family, GTP-binding RAS-like 1b (gene diras1b). Gene Ontology annotation, cellular component: membrane. NCBI's taxonomy places the organism in Eukaryota, Metazoa, Chordata, Actinopteri, Holocentriformes, Holocentridae. The record is from RefSeq and is a predicted model, not a curated record. Bases 178 to 774 code for a protein of 198 amino acids. Gene Ontology annotation, biological process: signal transduction. Gene Ontology annotation, molecular function: GTPase activity; GTP binding. The transcript has 3 exons.
GAGAAUCUGCUCUGGUGGUGCUGGAUUUCGGACGACAUGAGCUCUACAUGAAUCGCGAAAAAUGCUUUAAGACGCUGUCAGCGUUUGUCUUUCAUCCGUCUCGACCAAGGACAAGCCUGAAGCGGAACUAUUCUUCACGUUCAGGUGUAACACUGUCUUAAACCUGAGGGGGGAAGAAUGCCGGAGCAGAGCAACGACUAUCGUGUGGUGGUGUUCGGAGCUGGAGGAGUGGGAAAGAGCUCCCUGGUGCUGCGCUUUGUGAAGGGCACGUUCAGGGACACGUACAUCCCCACGGUGGAGGACACCUACCGUCAGGUGAUCAGCUGCGAUAAGAGUGUGUGUACACUGCAGAUCACUGACACCACAGGCAGCCACCAGUUCCCGGCCAUGCAGCGCCUCUCCAUCUCCAAAGGCCACGCCUUCAUCCUGGUCUACUCCAUCACGAGCAAACAGUCCCUGGAGGAGCUCAAACCCAUUUACCAACAGGUCCUGGCCAUAAAGGGCAAUGUUGAGGCCAUCCCCAUCAUGUUGGUUGGCAACAAGAGUGACGAAACUCAGCGAGAGGUGGAAACCAAGGACGGGGAGGCCCAGGCCAACCAGUGGAAGUGUGCUUUCAUGGAGACGUCAGCCAAGACCAACCACAAUGUGACCGAGCUCUUCCAGGAGCUCCUCAACCUGGACAAGAAGAGGAACAUGAGCCUCAACAUCGAUGGCAAGCGCUCAGGGAAGCAGUCCCGCGCUGAGAGACUGAAGGGCAAAUGUAGCGUGAUGUAGAGCGAAAACCAGGAGAGGAGAGGGGAGAGGAGGGAGGGAGGUGGAAGUGAGAGAGGUGGGAGAAACAUGAAGAACAAGGGAAAGGAGGGAAGUCGAGAAAAGAGCUCACCAAAUGUGUCACUCACAUAGUAAAAUGUCGGGAUCUAAUGGAAGGCACAAUGAUGAUCAUAAACCACAUGAAAAUGGCAGGGGGAUCCUCCUUUGUGCAUUCAGAAACACAACCUAGCUGUCAUUUUGAGAGUGCAUCGGAUCUGGAUUUCACUUUGGAGUGCACAUCCAUGUGAAUUCUGCUAAAAACGGAGACAGAUGGAGGAGGGAACGUCGAGCGGCAAAGGAUGACUCAGUGGCAACUGAGAGAUUGUGUUUGUGUGUGUGUGUAUGUGUGAGUCCAAGGUGCAUUCAUGUGGAUAUCAGCCCCAAACAUGGAGAAGACACAAUGGAUGUGGACUUUUGCAUCAGCCAAGCGUUACCAAACCUGAUUGAGGAGCUCAAAUAGUCAUCAAGACCUUGGAUUGCAAUAAAGACCACAGACACUGCAGCACUCCUGGAAUAAGAUCGAAGGUUGCUGACGUACACCAAACUUUAAGAGUCCUCUCUCACUUCCACACCCACCCUCCCAUCUCACCUGACACCUCCCCACAUCUCCUUCUAUGUCCCAACACCCCCAUCCUUUGCACCCCAUCUCCCAAUAUAAUAAAAAAUAUAGAGAAAUGAUAUGUAUAUGUAACAGAGUUGACAAAGUCAGAAAAACUCACUCCUCUGGUAGAAUCACUAUUUCACAAGAUGCGCCUCUGAAGCGACUUGAUUUUGUAGUGCGGCUGUCUUUCAUGCUAGCCAGCAGAGGACUCACGGCUUUGAGACUGGGAAAAGGACCUUAAGAAGGAGCUACAGCUAGCAUGAAUGACAAUUAUGCUUACAGCAGCAAAUUUCAACGGAAGUUAAACAUACAACCUUACUUUACUCGUCAGCCUGCCCCCCAACCCUGAACCACUCCUGAGGACUGCAGAUGUAUAUAUAUAUAUAUACAUAUAUAUAUGGAAUAUUUAUAUAUAUUCCAUCUAGUCGACACAUGCCCUGCCUGAGCUGUCAUUCGCUGGAGUAGGGUGAAGCUGACUGUGCUACAUCGCCAUUGGUCUCUCAUCAAUAUUGAAGUUUCCCAUAUGGUUCAGGCUAGAGCUCAUAAGGGAGUGUAGGGCUUAGAUCGGUGGUUAGGGGCCACUUCACUCAGCUUUUCAUCUCGACCCUUCCUCCCGAAAGAUAAAAAAAGAGACAAUAGGACAUCCAAGCCCUUCUUUACCUUGAUACAGCUGUCAUCAUGUAAGAAAACUAUCCGAGAAUCCUCUGACUGUCCUCAUCUCAACUGGAGAAGCAUCCAGCGGCAGGGUCUAUAUACAUAUUACUUAUACGAGCAACAAUCCUUUUAAGACUCUCAUCUAGUGCAGAAUAACUCAGUGUUGGCUUAGUCUAAGGAUGGAAUGAAACUGUGGUUUCUAUCAUCAGUGGAAUCCCAUCAAAUAUGAAUCUGAAAUGCAAGCCUGCCUUGUUUAUGGGAAUGAUUCACAGCUUGGAAUCGGAUAAUUAUUGCCAAACUGGUAAAAAAAAAAAAAAAAAAAAAAAAAAUGAAGAUGAACUGGGACAAUACUGAUUCUGAAGUUGAGAAUGUCAGUUUACUUUGGCACUUUCAUGUGAUGUUUCUUUUUGCCUUUAUUUUUAUUUAUUUAUUUUUUGUUUGUUUGCUUUAAGAUGCUCUUUACACUCAUCUUAGGUUACAACCCCUUAAACAAAAAGCACAGAGAAAAAGGGCCGGUAGUAAAUCACUCCAUGAAAAUCAAUCAAGGCAACCUGAGCUGAUUUGUCGUCAGCGGUUCUGUUUCCUGUUUGGUUUGACGGACGGAUUACCUCUCAUACAUUCAUCCAGGCAUCGGAAAACGGGAGCAGAAUGUGUUGCAUACACACACGCACACAGACGCAUAAACGCAGAUCAACCUCACAUGCAUUCAUGCACGCACUGGAAAAAGAAUGGGCUACACACAAACACAAACACACACACACACACACACAUACACACGCACACACACACAGCUGUAAUAGAUGAUAUGAAUAACACACAUGGCUUAUCCUUAGUGACUGUUGACCGAUCAUCACAUGAAGAGAAACAGGGCUCAGUCAGCCUAAAUGCCCUCACAUUGCACUUUAUAUUACACACACACACACCCACACAGGCAUGCAUGCACACACUCAAUCACAAAAUUGUAAUUUGCCAUGUUUAUUGCCGACAUUAUAUACUAAGGAUUUCCACUAGAUGAAUAUCCUCCUAGAGCCAUCAAAUAGCUCUAUGUAGUUUAUCCAAAGUGCAUAUACCCUUUUCACAUAGGAGCUCUGAAUAUUGUACACAGAUGUACACAGGAUAGCCAAAAGCACAAUACUUUUUUACCAACAUAUCUAUUUGUACUUUUUCUUGUUUGUUUUUGUGUCAUUUUUCCCUCGUCUCGUUUGUGUAAUUUGCAUCCUGACCAUUCUUUAACCCAGUCCUGGACAUGGAGGAACAAUCACAUCAUGAUCACAGGUUGACCGUCCAGUGUAGAUGUACAGUGUCAAAUCUAAAUGUGUUUUGUUUGUCCAGUACAUGGCACAAUGAGGUUGUGGUUCUGCUGAACAACAGGGUAUCGUGAUGUGACCGACAGUCGUGCUCGUGACAUGUCUAGAUGUAAUGUAACGUACCUGCCCGUUUGUCCUCCCCCAACCCCCACAGGAUAGUCGAGGCCAAGAUUGCCCCUGACUAUUAAUGGAGGACGGUCAGAUUAGUUAUCUCAUAUUCAUUUUAUCCAUCUCUUGGACGGGUUUAACAAUGAUUUGUGGGGAUAAUCUGUUCCUGUACUGUUUAACCCAAAGAAACAGAUGAUGUCCCCUUUACAGUGUGUCUAAUCUCUCUGGAAGAAAAAAAAAAAAAGCACAGCAACUGUUCUCAUUGUAUCUCUAUCUCUGUCUCCCUCUCUGUCUAUGUGUGUGCAGCAGAAUCAACAACUGGGCACUUUAGGGUGACAUUUUACUUGAAGACUUGCUUAUUAAACAGCAUUGCCUCAUUUAUAAUCCACUGUUAUUAAUAAGCUCCAUGUAAAAUGUCCCUCUUGCAUUACUGAUGCCCAUAGGUCCAUACAAUAACUAUUUGAAAUGUGUACAGUUACUGUAAAUAAGCCUAUGGUAGUUCACUGAAAAGUUUAUAAGAACUUCAAGUAAGAUGUUACCCACUUUCCUGUGUAAAGAAAAUGCUGUACCCGCUGUCUUUCUGGGAAUAAGUACUUUGUAACCAGGAAGUGUUGCUACAGUAGGAAGUUUGAUGUUGCUGUGUACUGUAUUAUACUGCUUAAUAAUGCUCAUGAUAUAUUGUAUUUGACACAUCCAAUCUUCAGAUUUAUCAAUCAGAUAAUACUAGCAAAAUGUGAACAUGUAUCUAAAAGCUCCAUUCCACGGCUGUACUUUUUUAAUUAUUAUUAUUUUUAAGCUGAAUGAAUCAGUUGUUAUCAGUGUGUUGUAUUUUGCACUAAUGUGAGGUCCUGUUCAAUCAAAAAAAAAUUGCAUUGAAGUAUUUAUUCUUAAAAUGUAAAAGUACCCUUUACCUGUUUGUUACUGGGGACGCUCACUCAUACACAUUUUUAGCGGUUCAGAUAUUUAAAAAUAAGAUGUGUGCAGUAGACCAAGGUUAAAUAGUGCUUUUUAUGAUUUGUUUUAGCAUAUGCCAGAUGGAUGGGAAGGUACAGUCUGUGUAUUUGCUACAAUCUGAAUUGUCCUGAUAUGGUAAAUCCCACCCAUCUGAUGCACUAAGCAGGUUAACAAAUAGCUGGAAAUUAUUUGCAAUGGCUAUUUGACCCAGGUCUGGUGUGUAGCUGCAGGCAGCGGCUAUGCACACACUGCAUAAAUAUCAGCUUUACGCAUCUGGUUGCAUCAUGCAACACCGCAUCGGGAAACCAUGUUUACGCAAUCUGUUGUUCUGCUGAUGUUUAUAAGGAGACUAUCUUUGCUCACGGAGCAUGACACGGGGGAGAAAAACAAUGAAACAGCAUGCGGGUGCAGUGUGGACAACAAACUGGAAUGAAUUAUAUAAGGCAGUUAAACCGUGCUAGUGUGUGAAAGAAGACGGGAGUAUGCAAGUGUGCAUCGUGUGUUACAGUGUGUGUGUGUGUGUGUGUGUGAGCGUGCAUGGUAAUGUGUGAGUUUAAGUGUGUGAUUACAGACUGUGUGAGUCUAUGCUGGCAUGAAUCAGGACAGACACUUCUGCCCCCAUCCUCCCAUGGCUUGUCUCAUCUCAUUUGUCAAUGAACCAUAUUCACUGCUGCUUUCUGUGCGUGUUUGUGUGUGUGUGUGUGUGUGUGUGUGUGUGUUUGACUGAGUAUGAGUGCAUGCGGGUGCUUUUUAGUGUGUCUGUGUGUGUGUGUUUGCUUCCGUUUGUGUGUAUGCAAUCACAUAUUUGCAUUCCUUCACUCUUAUAUGCAUAUAUGAGUGUGUGUGCUGCUAUAUCCUUUUAUGAAGUGUCUGUCAGAUAUUUGAAGCUUUCCUGUGGAGAUUGCCUACACAUUCUUGCAUGAGUCAUACUGCACUGCUCGUUUGCUCACUAACUCCUACAAACUGACUCCCAUAUACUUCACACACACACUCACACUCUCUCACACACACACACAGACACACACACAUACACAACAGGCAUGGAGGCAAAAUAGACAAGCUGCAUGCCCCCAAUCACACACACACUCAAGCUUACAUUCAUGGUACAUUCUCUGGUAAGUGUUCAAGCCGGUGAAACCUCAUUCGCUCACUUGCUGUCUUUCUGCUCUUUGUUGUUAUGUCGACCUGCUGUUGUAUAGGCACCACUGUCAGCACUUCUACUCCAUAUGUCCUCUUCCCAUCCCGAAGUUCUCAGUUGGGCCUCAGUCCCUUUCAAUUCAGGAGAUUCAAUCUGCUGAUGUUUGUUUUGUUUUGUUUUGUUUUGUUUUGUUUUGUUUUGUUUUUUGUAUUUGUGUUUGUUGGAUGGUUGAAUUUGAACAGACUGAAGCCCAACCCUGUUCACAUUUGAUUGUAGAUAGCUGUAAAUAGUGUUCAGAAGACUUAAUAUUUCAGAGAUGAGAGAGUAGAGUGAGUUUGUGCAGAGAGCAAAGGAUGCUGUGGCGAAAAAGUACCAUUACAAAACUCAGAGGCAUUUUGGAGGUGACACCGACCAGUAAGAAGAGAGCUACCUAUAAUGUAGAUUAUAACAACUUUGGGGCCUUCGCGAAGUACGCUGUUUUUUUUUGUUUUGUUUUUUUUGUUUUUUUUUCGCCACAAGGAAGAAUCUGAUUGGCACCAAUAGGGGAAAUCUACCCUGACAGCACUUGCCCCGAGUUUGGAUUAAGGGCCAGGGGAAGUUCACCUUUGUUGUUUGCCGUCAGUGUCAAAUAAGAGAUAACAGGGUACUGGUCAUGUUGCUGAAAUGUCUUGUACAGCAGAGGAAGUGCGGUUCGCAGGUGUUCUUCCAUGGCAGGAUGGGAAACAUGACCCCUUACUGCUGAAAAAAAGGGCAGUUGAAAACACAGGAAAGGUUGUGGUUGUAGUCCAUCUAAGGUAUGUUCUAUAAACUCAUGUAUACCCACGAGGGCAGGUUAGAGUCCUUAUGUUAGUCCAGCCCCAUAGAGACAAGCCAACCCGGUCUGGACAACAUGCCGCGCGUCAGAGGAUCUGGAGGAAAUCAGUGCUGGAGGAUGAGAGGAAGUCAAGGCCGGCAGAAGCGACAAAAGCUCCAUCUUGCUCCCACUGAACCAGUUAACCACUAAGGCUCACUUUACGGUCCGCUUUGCCUCAUGUUGUGUCUGAUUGCCUCCGAUCCUCUCAAGCUGUUUUGCAGGCUGGGUCUCUGUGGGGGCAUAUAGAAUUGUGGGUAAUGUAGUUUGGUACAAUCCUACCACUCUGACCCUCAUUCCUGCAUGGUCCCUAUUGGUGUUACAGCCAGCAUGAGAACAAGGACACAAACUGUGAAUCAUCUUUGUAUUUUUUAAAUAAAUUCCUCAGCAGCGUUUAUGGCUUCGGUUUUGCAAAUGAUAUAUUUGUUUUUAGCACUUAUUGUUUUUUGUAAAUUAUUCUGUUUUUUUUUUCUGUUGGGACUUCUUUUUUUUAAUUUACCUAAUUAUGAUGUAUAGAUAUUUAUUCUAGCAAUAGUCUUCCUAUUAAGAUAUACUGUGCUGAUGCAUCCUCUGAAUAACUGAAAAUAACAUAUAUAGAGAUGAUAAUAAUAAUCAAAUCUGCAAAAUGAUUUUCCUAAUAAAAAUGUGAACUGA